UGACAGCUCACUCCGCCCGAGCGCCGCCGGAAAGUCGCGAACGCUGCCGAAGCGCGCACGCAGACGGAGCAGUGGCGCGCCGCGGAAUUACGUACGCGCCGCGUCGGUUGCGACUGAGUGAAAAGUGCGUGCGUGCGUGUGUGCGUGGCAGUGGUGCGUGAUACGCGAAGCGCCGCUGUGAUCGGCGCGAAGCCGCGGCGUCGCAGUCUGUGGUGGUUGAGGCGCCGCGAGAACACGGCCCGGCCGACAGAUGAAGUGCUAGCUAGCGGCCGCGGGAGAGGUGGUGGGGGAACCGGUCGCUGAAGAGGGGGGCUGCCCUUGUGGUGGGGGAAGCUGCUGCGGCGGCGGCGGUGGUGGGGGAAGCCGGCCCGGCCGCGCGGCGCGGGAGGGGGAAACACGUGUUUGGCUUGAGUAAUGGCUUCAUUGUGCCCGGACAGCCGAUUCCAACAAGAUAUCGCGACGUGACUCGGGGAACCGAAAAAUUAUAUCUCGCUCGCUGGCCGCGGAUUGUGCCGGCGCGAACACGGGGCGACUUCUGCCGGUGCGUGCGUGCGUCGCGGAAACAGCUCGCCAAGGUGAUGCCGCGUAACGACAACAAAAAGCCGCGCGCGGACGAAAUAGAACUGUCCUGCUCUCCGACUGGCGCUCGCAGCGAGCGAGACGCUUUAUUUUAUCGCCCCGGCCGCCGCUGUCGAAUUAGACUUUCAGAAAAGGCCGCGCGCGCGCUCACUGCCGCCUAGAAACUUUUUUCUUUUUUUUUAUACCUACCCGCUUUUGUCCGUACGUGCGGCAUUUGUUUCAGAGUGUGAGUGUCCAGUUUUGGUCUUCUGGUCUUUUUUUUUUCUCCUUCUGCUCUCCCUCUUUUUACGUCUUUCCCACCGUGUUUGCAUCCGCCCUCUGCGCGCGAAAUACGCAGGAGCGACGGACAGAAGAAGAGGAUAUCGCGACCUUCGAGCAGAAAGUGCAGCGUGUGUAACUGUGCUGGGCCAGCGACAUCGAAUCAGCGUGGCUGUCAAAUCGACAUAUGACGACCGGAAUCGACUUCGCUGCUGCUGCAACGCAAUGCCGUGGAGGUGCUAGACACUUGCAGGAGAAAAGUGUGUUUGUGUGUUUGGCGCCCUUCUUAUCGUGUGUCGUGUUCCGGAUCUGUAUUAGACGCGGCAUUUGGAAAUAAAUACGUCCCACAUGUGCAUCACAAAAACCUUGCCGCGGUUGUGAUUAUCAGUAUCACCUAUUACAAAAAUUUUCCGCUGUGAUAUUGCAUCAUAUUUUAGGGACGUCUCUCUUUUUCGCAGAUUUAUUUCCGAUCCGUGCCGGAGAGUGGUAAAAAUUCACCAGUUAUUUUCACGUACACACUAUUCUCUCUCCGUUUUCUUCGUACCCGAUCCUCUCUAGCUGACCCACAUCGCCACACUUUUUUCCAGAAACCAGAUUAAAUACUACCCUCCAUAUUACCGAAUGUAACGAACGUGCAGACGUAGGGUAUAGGAUUAGGUCUUCCCCUUCACUGCCCCCCAGUUUCGUCUUUCUUGCUCAGUAACAGGACGGCGGUAGCCAAUUCCUCCGGACGCUGUGUCUCUUUGUACACCGGGCGGCUCCCUACUCAGUCGGGGUGAUCUAUCGUAAUUACCCGCUUCAUUAGCGGCUGACACUUCACAGGCGUUCUCUGGACAGAGGAGUCUUCGUUCCAGGCCGCAUCCUCCAGGCUGCUGGAGCGCCUUUUUGCUUUGUCACGCCGUUUUCCAAACACUUGUUGGAAUUCCGGCUCGGACCUCUGACACUCUUUAUCCCUUUACCCCCCACCCCCCACCCCACCCCACCCCUCGCUCCAGUUGGCAUUUCAUGGGCCUGCAUUUCUGACACGCUACCAAAAAUAUCACGGACUCCGUUUUUGCAGUUGAGAUGUGUGUUUGUCGCGCGUAAAUAUUUAGCGCCAUUAUUCGUGCUUAUACCACCACGACUACGCAUUUCUUGUCUCUUGCGUCUAUUACUGUAGCGGACUGGAAGAAAAAGCACGGACGUUUUCGGAGCGAAGAUAAACGCCGUCUCUGGCUAAACUGGACGAUUAUGUGAAGAACGUAAGUGGCAUCACUUUAAUUUAAUGCCCUGCCUCACACAGUGAAUAACAAGAACGAACUAAUUUCCGAAGAGGAAGAUUUUCUUCUGGUCCACAAUUCUCGCAUUAUUUCAGUACAAAUAAUAAGGGACGCCUAGAAGACAUUUUUAAAUACAUGCGAGCAUGUCUGAACAGCGAGUGAGGUGAUGAUAAUAUUCAAAUUCAACAGCUGCUGCGCUGUAGUGCAAACGCAAAAGUUCAGUGAGAGACUGAAACAUUAACAUUUUCGGGUUGGAAACGUGCUUCUUGCUAGUCUGAAAGUUCAAAGGGAAAGUGUUUAAAUGACAGUGCAGUGUGUUCAAAUCACACAAACUUUGGUAACCUAUGGCUUUUCGCCCUUUUUGCUUUGAAUUCUCUGAUCAACUUCUACGAUCAUACCUAUGUAACAGUAUCUAACUGCUAGCUAAAUGUCGAGAGGAAAAACUACUAUGGGAAUGAAGAAUGUUACUGCUUGGUGUGACUAAUAAGGAGUCUUUCUUGCUGUAAGUUUCUGAGAAAUAAUACACGAGGAAGGAGAUAGCGAUCAAGGGACGGUGUCGUUUCGUCUGAAUGAAAUAUGACAACACACGUCGUCUUCGGUAGCACAUUUUAGAGUUGCGAGAAAUAUUUGCUGCACGAUUUUUUAAGAAAAGACGCGCAAAGUCCUGGAGCUUAAUGUGGCGGUAUAUGUGAGAUUACCUCUAAUUUCCGCUCCAAAACACCACUGAGAGAUUCAUGAAGUAAGAUUUUUUAUGAAACUGCGUUUUUGAGGCCAACGUUACCAAAGCACGCACAACCCUACUUUUGCAGGCUGCAGAAAGUAGUGGACAAUUUAAAGAAAUUGGACGCGCAGGAAUAUUUUGCUCAAGAGGCGGAGUUGGUUCGGCAGACAACACUUCCGUUAAGAAGAGGACGAUGCCAGUUUAGUUAGACCACUGAAGAAAGAAAUUACUGCUACAUGCGCGUUCAGUAAGGGAAAAGUGGUGGUGACGUUCAGACGCAAUAUCUCGGUGGCCCCAGUUAAGAACGUUACACAAUAACUGAGUCUUUUAUAUAGACGAUAUUAGCACGAUGCGAAGAAAAGUCUCCAUUUUCGGCAAAUACGAUAGAGGAAAAAGGUUAUAACGAUAUGUGAAACGAUGUUUCCAGCAGUGCACACGGGACGAUGCUAAUGAGUUUGUCUUUACUGGUGCAAAAUACGCUCGUAAAAAUUGUCAGUGACGAUAUUUAGGCAAAUAUAGUAGGUCGAAAUCCUGUGUAGAGUUUUAAAUGUGGCGUGUGGAGGGGAAUCUACAAAAAAAAAAAAAAAAAAAAAAAGCGUACAGUUCAACUUUUUUGGCAACUGCCGCUGCGGUUUUGACAAAAAAAAUAACUUGUGAGGUUGUUGAGGAAGCUGAAUGCAUUCGGAAUUGAGAGUUGCUCAAGCGCAUGAAAACUGAAAUGGUGUCGGACGUAUCGUAAAGUUUAGGGCAAAUAAAGUUUGAUAUCUGGAGGUAAAGGAAGUGUGAGGGAAGUGUCCGGUACUUGACAACAGUUUUGUUGUAACUGAAUACGAGUCCCGUUUCGCUAAUUUAACUGAUGAUUUGCUGAUGUUCAGAUGUUGCAGCGAUGGUGGAGCAAAAUUGUUCACAGUUGAGAAGUGGAAAGAUUGUGUAGGUGCUGGCAGUGAGUUUUGCGUCGGCUACGAAAAGUUUAAAGUCCCUUCGCGGGCCGUCCGGACGGACAUUUAGGUAGCUAUCGCAUCAUUUUCGGCAGAUGAACUCGUAGAAGAGUGUCAGGCGAGCUGAAAGCCUUACCUGCCCAAAGCAGCUUAGCGCGGAAAAUAGGCGCGACCUCAGGGUUGGAGCAGACACGUAAUCCCAGAGGUGGUGGGGUUGGCUGUCGGCCCCUCUGAUUGGAUAGAGACCGACCCAGCUGCGGUCGCGAGGAGCUGUUGACAGCGGCUAUUAGGCGCUACGGCGAAAAUCCGCCGGGGGAGCGGAGCGUGGCGGAGCGGCGUGUGAAUCGAAGUGAACUGCCCCCUGCGGGUAUCGGGGGGUAGAGAGGGGGGCUGGCGUGCGCAUUGUCCAGGCCGGGGGCAGACUCCAGUGUCCGGUGGGCCGCGCACCGAGCAGGCAGGAGCAGCGCGCACAGCUCGUGCCCAAGUGGCUCCGGCUCAUUCGCUGUCGACGCACAGCUGCGCGCCUCGUUUGCGUGUGAAGGAGUCAAACACCAGUGUAGCUGACGCGUGUGAGAAAACCAGUGCAUCGACACCACCUGUUCACUGUCCACAACUCUCGCUCAGACACCGGAAAUUUUAGCUGUUUAUUAUAUUAAAAACAGCUACGGCUUACUUAAAAAUUUAUUGUGCGACAGUAUCUUCAGUGCAGCAGAUAUAUUCAGCAGCUUCCGAUAUUGUUUAUGUACCAGCACUCUGUUACCAUUUUUAUAUCCCGAUUUCCACCGCUAUUAUCAGUAGUUUCCUUGCCCGACGAGACUCGCUUCUAACGUGCUCGCCUCAGCCACAGUGAACCAGUCGCUUCAAAACUGCGACGCAAUCCUCCGAGUUAUGCUCGUUCUUGAAGAACGCGAGUCUGCCCGAGAAGUAGCAAGUCUGUGGUUGCGGCCGAGUUAUUAGUUGCCUGGAAUGUUAGUGACCAUUUUGGCGAUUUUUACCAUCGACAAGAAGUAAACCACAUCUCGUCGGGAGUUGGAAGUUGAGACUAAGACAGCUAUUGUUUUACCAUUUUUUUACUGUAGACGGAAUUUUCUCUUAUUGUUCUUUUACGCGCUGUGCGGGAUGUUUGUUGCUUGCCAGAUGACCAUUGUGUUUUAACUUGCUGACUUUCGACGUUUUUGCCUGUGACUGUAGUUAACCACGGCCCGUCAUUUUAGACUCGCACGCACUGAAAAAAGACUUGUAAAUUUCGUCCAAGUUGCCCAUUCCACGGUGCGCCCACUGAUAAUUUUAAAUUUUUUUGUAUUUCUACUAUCGGAAUAAAUUAAAUCAAAUCCCAUUGUAGCUUUAGACUGAGACUGCCCCGUCACGUUCUGGCAAUACCAGAUAUUAAUUGUGACCCGGACGCUGUUUGUUUAUUAAUACUAGAUAGUGUGGGGUGUGUGUGACGAUUUCUGACUGGUUGCCGCGCUAGCUGACCUUCGUAGGCCAACAUGCUCUGCAGGUGAUCAGCAAAAAGAUUUAGCAAGAAGUACUAUUGCAAUUCCGCCCUCCGUGUUUGCACAGAGUGUCGAUUGAGGACUUCACAUUUUGGCGAUUAUUACCAUCGACAAGAAGUAAACGACGAGUUGGAAUUUGAGACUGAGACAGCCCCCCAGCGUUUCUUAGGAGUGCCAGUUGUGGAGACUGUGAUGGACGCUAGGGGUGCGGGACGGACGUCAGCGCGGUCGCGCAGCGGCGGUCGCCAUGGCGACGCACAGUGAGUGGUGACCGUGCCAGGAUGCCGGAGCAGCUGUCUGUUGCCGCAGGUCUGGGCGCGCUGCACCACCCCUUCCCGGUGGGGGUGGCGUCGCCGUCGGCGUCGGCGUUCGCCGCCUUCCACCACGCGCACCUCGCCGCCUCCGCCUCCUCGGCGUCGGGGCACGCGCUGCCGCCGCCCCCGCCGCCGCCCCCGCUGCCGGUGGACCAGCGCACGCACGAGGGCCGCUACGUGUGGGAGAGCGUGGCCGCCGCCCGCGCCGCCGCCGCUGCCGCCGCCGCCGCCGCCGUCGCCUUCCACCACCCCCACGGGCUGGGCGCGGGGUCCGGCGGAACGGGCGCGCUCUCCGAGCUGCAGCUGCUGGCGGCGUCGCGGCGCUGCGCCGUGCUGCCCCCGGGGGCGCCGGGCGCGGGGGCGGCGGCGGCGGCGGGGGCGGGCGCGUCGCCGGGCGGCGGCAGCGCGGGCCCGCAGCCGCCCCCCGUCUCCUCCGGCGCCGACCUGCACCCCGCCUACCGCCUCAACCCCUACGUGGAGCACCUCUACUCCUCGCUGCAGCACUCUAGUCCCUCCUUGCACGGCCUGGCGCUGAGUCCCGACUACCUGGCGCCGCGGUCGCUCACGGAGCUGCCAGCCGCCUCCACCGUGGCCAGCGCCGAGUUCGCCUUCUCGCUGGACGGUUCGCGGCUGACGAGCCCGCGGCCGGGCAGUCUGCGCCAGAGCCGGAAGCGCGCGCUGUCCUCGUCGCCGUACUCGGACUCGUUCGACAUCAACUCGAUGAUCCGCUUCUCGCCCAACUCGCUGGCCUCCAUCGUCAACGGCGCCGGCAGCCGCUCCUCCAGCGCCAGCGGCAGCUACGGGCACCUCUCCGCCGGCGCCAUGAGCCCCGCGGUGGGGCUGCACCCGUCGGCGAGCGCGCAGCUGCAGCAGCUGCAGGCGCACCUGCUGCGCUCGGGCGCGCUGCUGCCGCCGCCCGUGCUGCCGCCGCCGCACCCGCACGCCCACGCGCACGCGCACGCCCACGCGCAGGCGCUCUUCGGGCUGCACGCGGCCGCCGCCGCCCAGCACCACCACCACCAGCACCAGCAGCACCAGCAGCACCACCAGAACCACUCGGCACCCAGCACGCCCACGCCACCCGCCGCCGUCGCCAAAGUAGAGGCCCCCAGCGAGAAGCUGCGCUGCGAGGCCUCCGGCGUCAGCGUGGUGGAGGCGGACACCAGCUCGUCGUCGACGCCUCUCCAGCACCAGCAGCACCAGGCGCGCCACGCGCGGCCCGCGGCGCGCAUCAAGCGGGAGCCCGCCUCCGCCGCGCCCGCCUCCGCCGCCCCCGCCGUCUCGACCAGCCAGCAGGCGCUGUCGGUGGCGGCGCUGGCGGCGGCCGACGCCGACCUGGGCGUCGACGAGCCGGCGGACUUCAUCGAGACGCACUGCCACUGGCGCGACUGCGGCACCGAGUUCCCCACGCAGGACGACCUCGUCAAGCACAUCAACAAUGACCACAUCCACACGAACAAGAAGUCGUUCGUGUGUCGCUGGGAGGGCUGCUCGCGGGCCGAGAAGCCGUUCAAGGCGCAGUACAUGCUGGUGGUCCACAUGCGCCGCCACACCGGGGAGAAGCCGCACAAGUGUACGUUCGAAGGUUGCAUCAAGGCGUACUCGCGGUUGGAGAACCUCAAGACGCACUUACGCUCACACACGGGGGAGAAGCCGUACACGUGUGAGUACCCCGGCUGCAGCAAGGCCUUCAGCAAUGCCUCGGACCGCGCGAAGCACCAGAACCGCACACACUCCACCGAGAAGCCGUACGUGUGCAAAGCCCCAGGUUGUUCCAAGAGGUACACCGACCCCAGCUCGCUGCGCAAGCACGUAAAGACGGUGCACGGCGCCGAGUUCUACGCCAACAAAAAGCACAAGGGCUCGGAUGGGGGCGGCAGUGCCGACGACGGGGGCGGACUGGGAGGCGCGGACUUGGCAGGCGGCAGUCCUCGCAGCGAGGGGAUGCUCAGCAGCGGCAAGACGCCCAGCCUGUCCAGCCCGAGCGUCAAGUCCGAGGAGGCGAGUUCACCUAUGGGCCAACACGGCAGCCCACCGAGUGUGACACGGCACGCGAUCUGCGGGGGCGGGGAAGGCGGCGGCGGGGUCCAGGAUGACGCCCUCGCAGCGGACUCCGGCCACGCUCUGCUCACCGCCGCCGAGGAGUGGGCGGAGGAGGCUGUCGAUGAAAUCGAUCUGCCACCGGUAUCGGUGGGCCUGCAGGUGACGGUAGGAGGAGACGGAGUCGGUGGCGGCGGCGGAGGCGGCCUCGGCUCGGCGGAGCGUUCUGCCCGCAGCAGACUCAAGUCCCGCAUGCACGCCAAGGGCAUUCCUGCACUCCCCACACUGGCUGGAGUCGGCAGUCCGCGCAAGUGCAGCAUCGGCAGCAGCCCACUGCUGGGCGACCUCAGCCGGCGCAUCGUCGACCUCAAGGUGGAGGGCGGAUGCAGCGGCGGCAGCGGAGCGCGGUCCGGCAGCACCGCCCUGGUGCAGACGCAGCUGGCAGACGCGGUGCAGGCCGGCUGCUCGCGCCGCGACAGCAACUCCACCGUCAGCACCUACUAUGGCAGCAUGAAGUCCGGCGACGUCAGCCGCAGGAGCAGCCAAGCUUCUCAGAUGUCUGCUGCAUCCUGCCUGAGGCCGGCGGGUACCGGGGGUGGAGGUGGCGGCGGGGGCGGCUCACUGUACGACCCCAUCUCGCCUGGCAGCUCGCGCCGCUCCUCGCAGCUGAGCAGCAACAGCUGCAGCCACAGCCACCAGCAUCGGCUGCAUGGCUCUUACUGCACCUCCAAUCUCGUCGUGCAGACGCAGAACAUGUCACUGCAGCAGCAGCAGUUCCUGGCGCACACGGGUGGUGGGUGUGCACAGUCACCCACUGCGACCGCAUCCGGAGUCCCCGCUGCUCGGCCGCCCGGCUGUGGUACGGGGGCGCCACCCCAGUCCUGCACGCCCGCCGGUCCGCCACCCGAGCAGCUCCAGCGGCCACCACCACCCCCUUCGCGCCCGGCAUCUGCCAUACUGCCGCCCAUUCCUCCGCGGGAGCUGCACCCCAACCAAGAGGUGGUGCUCGACGAGGUGGCCGAGGGCGAGAUGGUCGAGAACAAGCUCGUCAUCCCGGACGACAUGCUGCAGUACCUCAGCGAGGUGGCGGACAACUCGAAGGACUCCCAGAGCCCCCGGCUCCCUGCGGCAACGGCGGCGGCACCGACCGCCGCCGACACCGUCGGCUACCGGCAGCAGCAGGACGCGCCACCGCAGCUCCCACCCCCCGCGCAGCCCUGCGGCGGCUACGUCCCACCGUCGCCGCAGCAGGUGGGACCCGCGGCGCCCCCGCACCACUACGGCACCUGCGGCGGACCCGCACACCAAGUCCCUCCGGCGCAGCCGCAGCACCGAGGCUGCGCCGCGACCGGCGUACCGUGUCACCACGCACCCGCGUCGCCGCACCGGCAGCAGACGCACGACUUCGCGGGCGGCGGUGCCGGCUACGGCUGCUACCGCCAGCACCACCAGCACAAGGCGUACGGCGGGAACGGCAGCUACUGCCACGGCGGCGGGGCCUACCACUGCCACGGCAGCCCGUCUCCGGCCGCCCAGGGGUACCAGCAGCAGCACCAGCAACACGUGUUCCCACACCAGCAGCAGCAACACCUCUACCAGCCGCAGGUGAAUCAGAGUGGGGGCGGACUCGACCAGCAGCCGCUGGCCAGCCCAGCCGCGGGCGCGGCCGCCCCUGCGGGUCCUGGCCCUGGCGCGUGGCAGCAGGGGGCGGCGCAGCCCCUGCGCGUGCCGCCGACCGCCGCGGCUCCGCCCGCCUCCGGCCCCGCCCCCUGCGGCGGCUACGGAGCCGCGGGUUCCGCCUCCCAGUACCACCCCCACCCGCAGUACGGGGGAACCCACGUGCCUUGCUCGUACCGGCAGCAGUACGGUGCGCCGCCACCGCCGCAGCACCACCCGCACUCCCACCAACCGCCGCAGCCGCAACCACCGUGCUGCGGCAACUGCAGGCAGGCCCACCACCCGCCACCGCAGAUGCUGCCGCAGGUGCAGCAGUCGUCCGACAGCUGGUCCGGCUACUCGCAGCAGGGCGCGGCCUCGCUCCAGUUCCAACAGAGGAGCCUCGGCCAGCAGCAGCAGCAGCAUCAUCGGAGUCCAGCAUUCCCACCCGCUCCGAGCUCUGUCCGAUCGGCUGGCUGUGCGCCAUCAUCCUACGCUUCACCUGCACCCCAGCCUCCGGCACCACCCUGCGAGAUCCAGUGCCGCGACAUCAGCCAGUCGUCGCCGGGGGCUCCCAGCCCCGGGUACCGCGGUAUGCGCCACGAGGCGUACCAGCGUACACUCGAGUACGUGCAACAGUGUCAGACCUGGGGCGGGGGUGGCCGGGGUGGGGGCGGUGGGGACGCCGGGGUCGUCUCCAGUACGACGCAGCUCGUCCCGUCCCCUGCCGCGCCAGCCCAGGGUGGACCCGUCGUGCCGGAGGAAACGGCCAAGCCUGCACCGCCCACCUCCAACAUGGUCGUCAAUGACCUCACUUCGUCACUCACUUCGUUGCUGGAAGAGAACAGGUUUUUGCAGAUGAUACAGUGAUGUGGUUCAGUUUGCCCCGUGUAACCUGUUGGAGGAUGCCGUGAGAUACGAGGACAUAGUGUGACCAAGUUUGUAGUAACUUGAGGUGUUGAAAAUAUGCCUGGAAUAUUACAAGAGAUAAUGAGUGAAUUGUGCUGAAACAUUGCUUUUGACACACAUCUUUUGCUUUCGAUGCCAGUGCUCUUAUGAUUGCAUGAAGUGAGAACAAAUACUAAAUGUACAUUUACUAAAGUCAUGACCGAUGCACCUGUAUUUGUGCUGGUAGAAAAAGUUACGUCGUAUCAAUGAUCAGAAACAUUUGUACUUACACUUAUCCGUGUUAAAAUUUGACAUCGACUCCUAAACCUUAAGGUUGACAAAAUGUGCUUUGUGCUUCUCCUUCUGUUGUUUAUAAAUUGAUAUGAACAUGAACAAUAUAGAACAUUAUCAACAUUUCAUAGACAGUGACAUAGGGCUUGUACUGUGAGAACAAUAAACUGUAGCCAAAAUACUAGGCUAUUGUAAAUGCUCCUCACUGAAUUGUGCAUAUUAAUUCUAGGUACAAAGUAUGUUGCAGCCAAAUAAACUUUGGAGCAUAUGCUCAAAUUUUGCAUUAAAACUUGCUGCCACUAGCACUAAUGAGACAAUACAGUUGAUGUAAUUUAAAAUUGCAAUAUAUUUUUCCUAACUGGUAAAUGAUUAUAAAAAUAAUUCUGAAAUGCAUGCAGCAUUGCAGUUUGUUUACUUUAGAUUUAAUGUUUGAUGAGAUUGUUAUACCUGAUUAGUGAGCUAAGUGUAAUUUUAUUUCAGCAUAAAGCCAGAAAUCCUUAAGCUAAAUGUGUAUGUCAAAUAAGUUAAAAAUACUACAUGUGCUUUUCGAUUUGGUUUUGAUAUUCCUCAUUCAGUUUGUUAUUAUUAUUAUUUAAUGACACACCUGGGAGUAAAAUACAAGUUAUUCAUACAGAAAACUAAUGCAAAAUUGGUUUAUCAGAACUAUUUUCCUCUGGAGAUAAGUACUUGGCAAUUUGAAAAAAAGAGAGAUAUUGACAAAAUAUUUAAUGUUCUUCUAUGAUUUAGUUAAUUACAUUAAUAACUUUUAAUGUGGAUAACUGUGAAUUUAUAUGUGUUUUGAAAAUGAAUAUUAUAUUAAAUUUGUAAGAAACUACUUGGUAACAAAUAAAGUGGAAAGGCCAGGGUUGUAUAUGUUAUCCUGUUACAUAGAUGUCUUAAGAUUUUAUUCCCACCAUUCUUUCAUGUAAGCAGGGUCUACUAUUGCAAUGAAACUAUGUAAUCUGGUUGGCUUUUAAAUUUGUUUCUGCUCCUGCUCCUGCUGUGUGUGUGUAUGUGUUUUAUAUAAAGAUGUCAAUGUUAUCAAGAGAACAGAAACUGCACACUAUUCACACUGAGAUACUGAAGUGUUGUAUAUUUUUUUUAAAUAAAGUUGACGUUUGAAGGUGUUGACCACAGAGUAACUUAAAUAUGUACAGUUUUCUAAGUAAAUUUUAAUACAAUGUGCCAGUUUUUUUUAUGAAAGCAAAUAAAGAUAUGCAUUUUACAAUA
Messenger RNA from Schistocerca gregaria, 11670 nucleotides. It is a transcript of the gene ci, whose product is annotated as transcriptional activator cubitus interruptus. Gene Ontology annotation, molecular function: DNA-binding transcription factor activity, RNA polymerase II-specific; RNA polymerase II cis-regulatory region sequence-specific DNA binding. Gene Ontology annotation, biological process: regulation of transcription by RNA polymerase II. The coding region runs from base 5533 to 10131 and encodes 1532 amino acids. NCBI's taxonomy places the organism in Eukaryota, Metazoa, Arthropoda, Insecta, Orthoptera, Acrididae. Gene Ontology annotation, cellular component: nucleus. The record is from RefSeq and is a predicted model, not a curated record. The transcript is spliced from 17 exons.